Molecule: messenger RNA, 1218 nt
Organism: Closterium sp. Naga37s-1
Lineage: Eukaryota; Viridiplantae; Streptophyta; Zygnematophyceae; Desmidiales; Closteriaceae
Source: the annotation of a GenBank genome assembly
AUGAACGCAAAGGAGAAACCUCCGUCCACCCCGCUUCCCCUCUCUCCAUCCCGGCGCCCCCUCCCCCCCUCCCGCCUUCCGCCGCGCAGUCCCCCCGGUUACUACUUCCGGGCGGGCAGCGGCAGCGGGGCCAAGGCGUGGCACAUCCACCUGCCGAUCGGCGGGUGGUGCGCGACCAUGGAGGACUGCGCGGACCGCGGGAAGACGCCGCUGGGGAGCACGCGCAUGCAGGCGGACAAGAACUGGCGCUGGUCCAAGUUUCUCAGCAAGGGGAUGAUGAGCCCGCUCGCGAAGACUAAUCCGCUGUUCUUUAAUUGGAAUUAUGUCAUGCCCGUGUAUUGCGACGGAGGGGGUUUUCAAGGGAAGGCGGGGUUGAGAUCGGUGCAGGGCGGUCCGUCGCUGUACCUCGACGGCCGGAAGGUUCUCCGUGCGAUUCUUAGAGAUGUCCUGGCGACACGUGGCAUGUCGUCAGCCACUGAGGUGCUUAUAUCGGGAGCAUCCGCGGGCGCGCAGGCAGUGACGACCUUUUGUGACUUCAUCGCGGCGCAGCUGCCGGGAGCCACCACCAAAUGCCUCAUGGACUCGGGCGUGUUUAUCGAUGCGCGCGACCGCAAGGGCGGGCGGAGAUUCCGCUCAGUGGCGCAGAAGCUGGUGGCGAUACACCAGUUCCAGGGGAGCGACCGCUGCAGCGCAGAGCACAACUUCCGCACUCCCCAUCCUGCCUUACUAAUUCCUGUCAGACCACCCUCUCCUGUCCCCCACUCCAUCAAUCCAGAGUACAACUCCAGCACCCAGUGGCGCUGCUUCUUCCCGCAGUACUCCCUGCGCUUCGUCUCCCGCCCCGUCUUCAUCGCCAACUCGCUCUUCGACCGCCACGCCGCCGUGAUUGGUAACCAGAUGCCGCUCGAUUUCACCUACGCUGACACGUGCCUGUCGGAGCUCCUCGCUCAGCCAAUCACAGUCAGCCAGCUCCAGAGCAGCAACAUGAGGAGUGUAAUCCCGGUUGCGCAGAAACCGAUGCAGCAUUGUACGGACGCAGAGAGGGAUUCGGUGCUGUCAGUUGCUGUGAAUGUGCUGAACACUGUGGAAGAGUACGUGAAAAGCCACCCACAAUCAGCGGCGUUUCUGCCCGGAACCAUGCAGUUCCUUCCCUACAUGUACGUGUUUUUCCUCAUCAUGCUCAAAUCAAGGUCUUGUUGUAUAGUGAAAGUUGCGUAA